Octopus sinensis (East Asian common octopus) is the source of this 474-nucleotide messenger RNA. RefSeq names its product intraflagellar transport protein 80 homolog. NCBI's taxonomy places the organism in Eukaryota, Metazoa, Mollusca, Cephalopoda, Octopoda, Octopodidae. Gene Ontology annotation, molecular function: protein binding. The record is from RefSeq and is a predicted model, not a curated record. Bases 1 to 474 code for a protein of 157 amino acids. Gene Ontology annotation, cellular component: centrosome; cilium; intraciliary transport particle B. Gene Ontology annotation, biological process: cilium assembly. The transcript is spliced from 4 exons.
AUGAAAUUGGAAACUGCUACUCAAAUUGAUAAUUUAGGUGGUGAGGACGGAACGUUAAAAAUAUGGUCAAAUAAUGGAAUGCUGAGAUCUACUGUACUUCAGGAAGGUUUUAAUAAUUUUUCGAGUUUAGAAAAUCCCGUGUAUUCUUUGGCCUGGAAUCCUACUGAUACCAAACAAAUUGUAUCUGCUUGCAGCAAAAACUUAAUACUGUGUUCUUUGAAUGCCAAUUCUGAACAGAUUAAGUGGCUUGCACAUGAAGGAUCUGUUUUAAGUGUUGAUUGGAGUAAAGAUAAUAUCAUUGUCUCCGGCGGAGAAGAUUGCAGAUACAAAACAUGGGACAGUUGCGGCCGAUUGUUAUACAGUAGUGCUUUGGAACAAGAUGUUAUAACUUCAGUUAGCUGUUCUCCGUUAGGAAAUUUCUUCGUUGCAGGAUCAUUCAACACUGUUAGACUUUGUCAGACCAAUGGCGUAUAA